Eurytemora carolleeae is the source of this 9711-nucleotide messenger RNA. It is a transcript of the gene asp, whose product is annotated as abnormal spindle-like microcephaly-associated protein homolog. Gene Ontology annotation, molecular function: protein binding. Lineage: Eukaryota; Metazoa; Arthropoda; Copepoda; Calanoida; Temoridae. The transcript has 20 exons. Gene Ontology annotation, cellular component: spindle pole. Bases 15 to 9695 code for a protein of 3226 amino acids. Gene Ontology annotation, biological process: establishment of meiotic spindle localization; spindle organization; mitotic cell cycle. The record is from RefSeq and is a predicted model, not a curated record.
GAAAAAUUUUAAAGAUGGAUUAUCGUGAACGAGAUAAUGGCGGUGGAACUGCCGUUGCUAAGUUUCAAACUGACAAUACUUCCUAUUUCGAGGUUAACAGAACCCCACCUGAUGAGAAAAGGCGAGCUGAGAAAGCUGCUCUGAUGGCGGCUAGUCAGGAGAUUUCUUUCCUCCUUCUCACCCCUUUCACAGCCAUCCCCAGAAUAUCCUUUGACAAGAUAAAGCUUGGUUCUAGUGCUGUAAGGCAGCUUGUUAUCCGGAAUCCUGGAGAUAAACCACUAGACGUAUCCCUGGAGAAGCUCCCGAUCGAGGAGAAGGGGUUUGAGGUUGAUUAUGUAAAUUUCCGACUGGGAGGGAGGGAGGAGACUACACUGCUUGUUGGCUGGACUCCUCUGAAAGGAGGAGCCGUUAGAGAUAGUUUUAUAGUUAAGUUUGGUGGGUUUCGGAGCCAAGUUAUUCUGAUCGGUUCCUGUGUUGCACCAGAAGAAAAAAAAUCGAACCCAGCCCCACCGAGAAGUGUUAAACCCUUAGGUCCUAAGAAUUCGCAGAAAUUGGUGAAAGGACGGCCGACGUUUCCUGCAUCUAAGCUAAAUACAGCCCCGAAAAUCAGUAUUCCGCCGAACCCUGUGGUUCGGAAGUCUGUGUCUCCUCCGAAGCGGAUGUUUGGGGGAGGGAUCGGAGGUUCUCAUGAGAUCCUUGAGUCUUACUCCGAUUCAACCAACUCAAGACGAGAAACAUUUGUUAGAGAGAGACCUGCACCUGCCAUGAAUGAUGUGCUAGAGAGUACACCGAUUAAUCCGGGAAAAACACAGAAAUUCACCAGAGCGCAGGAGGAUCCGGAGGUGAUGGGUCCUCCUUGUAUAAUUCCCCUAGAACGGAGACAAACCUUUUCGGAGAACAAAGAAAACUCCGCCCCUGUUUUACGAAGAGAAACUUUCAAGCCUGAAGAUCUAGAGAACAGGUUUGGAAUGCCACUAAGACGAGAAACGUAUGUGUUUACGCAAACUGAAUCAUGGACGCCACAGAAACUUCAUAUAAAUCCUGAGCGUAAGAAAUGGGAAGCUGAACCUAUAGGGAAUCUCUCCGGACUGCAGAGGUUAGAUGAGAGCGCAGAGGAAAGUGUAUUUUCAAGCACCAAUACAGUCUGUGAGGAGAGUUCAAUAACAUCAAUACCAAAUAUAGUUCUCAUCGAACCUGAUGAACCCUUGAACCUGAGUGUUAAAAAGGUUCCGCAGAUAUAUCAGCCGGACGUAUCAGACAUUAGCCUCGCAGAUUUCAGUCUGAAUAUCACGGAGAAUGAGAUGAGUAUGGCCAUGAACAUGUCGGAGUUCUGUCCAGAGAGGUUAGGUGAGUUGGACCCGGAGCUAGAGGAUAUAGAGGAUAGAGAACUAGAGGCUGAAAUAGAUCGACUUGCAGAAGCUAGGGCAGCCUCCGGUUGCAGGGAUGAAAUUAUAGAUCAUGAACAAUCUCCAGCGCAAGUAGUAGGAAGCAGGUUGAGCUCCGGUACCAUGAUAAAGGUUGCUCCGUCCCUGCAUGCAUCCUUCCUACCGGAUAUAACGGAUAUAGAGAUAUCCCUGGCUAUCCCGGAGUUGGAUGUGAUAGAAACCUCGACAACUCAUCAUGAGGAGAGAAUGAUUACUGAGAAGGAGUAUAUACGCGAGGAGAUUAUUCAGGAGGUUAUUGAGUACGAGUAUGAGGUUGUGGAUAACCAGAGGGUUUGUGUUGGAGAACGAAACCUGGGACGGACUGUUACAGUACAAGAGGAAGAGAGGUUUGUAAAUACUCCGACAAAGGAGACCCGGACAACCAAGAUGAAAACGGUGACAACCGCGGAGAAACUUGACGAGCCUUGUGAUAUAUCCAGGCUUAUUGAGAACCGUCUCUGUGCUGCUAGUCCUAGGAGUAUACCCCGGGGUGUUCAUGUGACUGAAUCUGAGUUGACCGGUAUGCUGGGCAUGCUGGCUCUAUCCAAGACUUUGGAGAACCCGGAGCCAAUCCAACCCAACCAAGCGGAGAACAUAUCCCCGGUAUCAUAUUCCAAGAUGGAUUUAUUAUCGAAGAAUUACACAGGAUUACCCGGUUUGAAAGGAUCUCCUCGGAUCAGUAACCAGCAGUAUCCGUCCUCUCAGAGUUUUCUACAGAAAACUAUUCAUGAGACAAGUUUCCUUCCACCUAGUCCUGAUGAUCCUCGUCGUUGCUCAACAGGGGUCAAGAAAAAGGAAAGUUUUGAAAGCUUUGAGGUAUCCUGCGACAUUAAGAAGUCUCUGUUUAAUGAUAAACCCGAGGAAAAUGAGGAGAAACUAGGAGAAGGAGAUGAAUUCGAACCUGUUCCUCUUUCUUCAGGUGGACAUGAGCUGCCUGUAAUUUCGGAUCAUGAGCCUGGUUCUCCAAACUCCAGGCUUAGCUCUGAAACCUAUAUUGCUUCUCAGAACUCUAAACCCCUCUCCAUCAUUCAAGAGUUGGACGAGAACACUGUAUCAACUCGAGAAACUAACUUAACUUUCAUGGCGAAGGAGGAAUCUCUCGUCAGUUUAAACAAACAGGAGGAGAUAUCAAAACCAAACCCUUCUCCUCAACCUAGAAUUGAGGAACGGACGACCAUUAGUUCAAGAACUCCCAUCAGAAGACGUCGGAGCAACGUGGAGUAUAUCAAGAAACCUAUCGAGCAAAUUGCAACGGAGAAACCGGAGAAAUUAAUGCAAGCCAGUAGCUCCGGGUUCAUGUUUGUCUCCGUUUCUCCGGGCACACAAGAGAAACGGAAAUCCAUUGAGAACAAGAAACAUAAUAAACCUGAUCUAAAAAGACCCCGGAUGUCUGUUGCUGGUUUAAUCUACAGGCCCCCGGCUACAGUAGUAGCCAGUAAAAACCCCGUCCAACCUCGACCAAUUAAUGCUGCUAAAGCAAGAAUGAGUCUUCAGAAACCCAUAGGACUCAAUAAAUCCUCGGGAGGAGGAAGACGAUCUCUUCAUUCUGCUCCUAAGCUAACCCUGAGUAUACCCACUAAACCUGUAGUUAUCCAUCGUCCUAAUCCAUAUGCCUCCAGAAACAGAUACUAUGAUGAGAGAUGGGUUGAGAAGCAGGAGAAAGGGUUCUCCAACUGGUUGAACUUUAUCCUAACUCCUCAAGGACUAGAGAACGAGGGAUCAAUUUCUAUCGGGAAGGUUGAUGUUGCAAAGCUGUGGAGCCAGUGUUCCCAAGAUGUCAAGGUUCCUCGUGCUCCAACUAGAGAAGUGAUGUCAAUGCGUGCAUACACCGCAAAGCGAGAGAUGAAUCGCCUCCGUAGGUCAGCUUGUAGAUUAUGGCAGUCCAAACCUGUUGCAAGUGUGAUUAGUAAACUGGAGGUCGAGGUGGAGAAGAUGAGACUUGCAAUCCGGAAAGAUAAGAAUAUAAACAAGGAUGUUGGGAUGAAACAGAAGAUACUUUAUCUCAUACUUUCUUACAACCCUCUCUGGUUGAGGGUUGGGUUGGAAACUAUAUACGGAGAACUGCUCCAGUUGAACGGAAACAACGACCUUGUUGGACUUUCCAUGUUCCUUGUUACCAGGCUCCUGUCCUGUCCGGAUAUCCUGGCGGAGUUUGCUCAUCCCACGGUUCCCCACUCCUACAGAGAGGGACACCAGGAAGCCUUGAACAAGUUCACUCUGAAGCAGUUCCUGGAGCUGGUUUUCUUCCUUGACGUGGCCAAGGAGAAUAAGUUGAUACAACACAAUCCUUGCCUCUUCUGUCCUGACAGCAAGAUUAAAUCUUCCCGAGAAAUCCUUCUAUCCUUCUCCAGGGAUUAUCUAUCUGGAGAGGGAGAUAUUAUCAAACAUCUUGCAUAUCUCAAGUAUCAUGUAACUCAUAAACAAACUGCUCUAGAUGAGUUUGAUUAUGCUGUGACAAAUAUCAGCACUGAUCUUAGAUGUGGACUCCGUCUUUCCAAGGUUGCAGAGUUUCUCACCGGAGCAACCGUCUCAACCCAGCUUAGGGUACCCGCUGUAUCUAUGCUGCAGAAGGUUCACAACACCGAGGUUGCGUUGAAGGAGCUGAGACGGGCUACUUCUAGUAUCCCAACCAACAUCACAUCCAAGGAUAUUGUUAACGGGCACAGAGAGAAAACCUUGACUCUUCUUUGGAGUAUCAUUUAUGGAUUUCAGCUUUCAGCUAUCCUGGAUGCUGAUAAGCUCAGGGAAGAAAUUUUACAUCUGCGACGAUCCCUUCGUGUUCGAAUUCGUCUGGGGGAUACUGCAGCGAUCAAGGGAAUGAAUUUCUUGACAGAGCUGGCGUCUAGAUCUCCAGGCGUUGAAUCCGAGUCAGCUGUCGAUGGAGCUGAUGUAGUGUUGCUUAAGGAGUGGGCGCAGUUGGUGACAGCCCAUUACAAUGUUGAGGUUGAGAACUGGACUGUAUCCUGGUGUGAUGGACGAGGAUUAUGUUUCCUCCUCUACCAUUACCAACCUGGACUAAUCACUCUCCAGGAUAUAUUCCAGGAAACCACAACUACAAGCUUAGCUGGGUCUGCCGCCCUGGAUGAUAGUUUAGAUUUCAGCUACGGACAGAAAGGAGUAGAUAAGGAACAGCACGCGGCUCUUCUUGAAAACGAAAAGAAAAAUUUUAAACUGCUGCUCAGUAAGGUUGCGGAGCUAGGAGGAGUUCCUAUUCUAAUCAACCCUGGAGAUAUGUCCAAUACUAUCCCUGAUGAAAAAGUUACUUUGACCUUUAUUGGAUACCUGGCAGCUCGUCUACUAGAUAUUUCUAGGGAGAUCAAGGCCGCCCGUGUUAUCCAGCUAGCCUGGAGAAAAUACUACGCCGUGAAAAGAGAGGAGAAGAUGAAGGUUGAGAUUGCGGCUGCUAAACUGAUUCAGAGAGAGGUUCGACGCUUUCUCAAGAUCCGAAGAUUUGAACGAUAUCUAGCCGCAGCGAUAAAAAUACAAACUGCGUUCAGAGGAUAUCGAGCCCAUCAGGAGUUAUUGAGACUCCGAGUAGAUAAGCGUAGAGGAGAACUAGAGAGAGCAGCCCUAGUUCUACAGAGAUACUGGAGAACUAGAUCCUGCAGGAUCCAACUUAAGCUAAGAAAACAAAGUUUGAUCAAGAUUCAAUCUGUCAUCAGAUGUUUCAUCGCUAGACGAAGAUAUCUGAAGACUAGAACUGCUGUUAUUAUGAUCCAGCGUCGAUAUCGAGUCCGACAUGUCGGACAAUCCUUUAGAAAAGAAUUCUUGGCGAUGAAAUCUGCCACGGUUAGGAUCCAGGCUGUGUGGAGAGGAUAUAUGAUACGGAGAGAAGCAGAAAAGAUGAGAGUUGCUGCGACGAAAAUACAAUCUGUACUCAGAUGUGUACUCGAGAGAAGACGGUUUGUAACUCUCAAGAAAACUGUUGUUCAUAUUCAAUCUAUGUACAGAGCUAAGAUUAAGUGCAGAUCUAUAAGAUCAAGUUUUAUAGAACAAAAGAGGAGUUGUUUAAAGAUUCAAUCCUGGUUCAGAAUGAGACUGAAUUCUAGAGUCUAUAUGGAGAAGAGGAGAAGUGCAAUACUAAUCCAGUCCGUGCUUCGUGGAUAUCUUUGUCGACGAGAGCUGCGUAAACAAGAAUCUGCGGUCUAUAUUAUCCAGACAAGAUGGAGAGCAGUCAGAGAAACCAGGAGUGCAGUUGUUAGGUUUCAGUUUACACGGAGUAAGAUUGUAACCCUGCAGAGCUGGUUCAGAAUGAUGGUACAGAGAACUAGAUAUCUAACCCUGCGGAGAAGCAUAAUUAUGGUUCAGGCCUGUAUCCGCGGAAACCAGGUGAGACGGGAGAAAGAGAAGAAACUAUCUGCGGUGUUGAAGAUCCAGCAGUAUUGGAGAGGAUCAAUGGAAACCAGGAAACGAGUUGCAGGAUAUCAGUUAAUCCGUUACAGCGCAGUUGUUCUUCAAGCCUGGAGCAAGAUGCUUUCUCACAGAAGGAAAUAUUUGGCCCUGAAGCGCUCCGUUGUUAUGAUUCAAUCUAGAUUCAGGGGAAACCAGACCAGAAACCUUAUCCAGACUCAACACUUAGCAGCUUCUAGUAUACAAACCUACUGGAGAUCAAACAAGGUUUCAAAACAGGUUGCAUUAGAAUACCAGAGAAAGAGAUCUGCAUCUGUUUAUAUCCAAGCCUGGUUUAGAAUGCAGGUUAAACGAGUAUCAUACCAGAAGGUUCAACAUGCUGUUGUACUUAUACAGGCAAAUGUUCGAGGAGUUCUGGUUCGAAACCGUUUCAGUCUAGAGAAAUCAUCUGUCACCAAGAUCCAGCGCUAUUGGAGAGGAAUGCUUGAAACAAGAAGAUUGGUAUCCGAUUAUCAGACACAACGAUAUAAUGUAGUUCUCCUGCAAUCCUGGUAUAGAGGUGUUUCGCAGAGAAAUAAAUUCUGUAAACUGAAACAUUCAGUUCUCCUUAUACAAUCCAGAUUAAAAGGAAAUCUGACCCGAAAAUUAAUAAAAGGCCAACAAUUAGCUGCUCUAAAGAUCCAAGCUUACUGGAGAUCAUACAAAGUAUCGAACCAAAUAGCGGAAGAGUAUCAGAGUAAGAGAAAGGCAGCUUUGUUAAUCCAGUCCUGGAUUAGGAUGCAAGUUCAGAGAAUAUCAUAUCAGAAAAUCCGGGUAAGCGCUGUAUUUAUUCAAGCCCAUACUAGAGGUAUCCAGGUUCGAACACGUCUAAGACUGGAGAAAUCGUCAGCUACUACAAUUCAGCGCUACUGGAGAGGAUAUAAGGAAACUAGAAUAGAACGCCGUAAGUUCUUGAAGUAUAAGACUAAUGUCAUUCAGAUACAAAGCUUAGUCCGCGGUUUCAUAGAAAGAAAGAGAUAUAACUCGAUAAAGAAAUCUGCCAAACUGAUCCAAGCCUAUUUCAGAGGCAAGAUUGUCAGAGAAACUCUAAUGACUGAAAAUAGUUCAGCUCUGGUCAUUCAAACCUACUGGAGAAGAUACCAACUUACUAAAGCUGACAGAGCCAGAUAUCUGAAGCUGAAGUCUUCAGCAAUACUGAUUCAAUCUCAGUUUAGAAUGCUCCAGGCUAGGACCAAGUAUAGAACACUGAGGAAACUCUCUAUCAUAGUUCAGAAAAAUAUGAAAAGGUUUAUCGCAGUACAGAGGUAUAAGCGCCUCCUAGCAGCGGAUAGAAGACGAAGAGAAGAGGAGAUUAAGAGUGCAAGUUUGAUCCAGUCUUGGUUUAGAAAUCUCCGUCUCGGACGAGAAACUAGAGCAGAGUAUAAUCGUCAAAGAAACCUCAUCAUCUUUGCUCAGGCUUGUUUAAGAAUGAAAAAGGAAAGGUCCGCGUUCAUGUUGAAAAGAGACAGUGCUAUUAAAAUCCAGGCGGCUUUCCGAAAAAUCCGAGAAUUCAAAAAGUACACCGCUAAGAAAGAAUCUGUUCUGAAGAUUCAGACUUGGUUGAGGAGCAGCCUGAAGGUCAAGAAGACUAGAACUGAGUAUUUGAGAACAAAGACUGCUGCUGUAUUCAUUCAAGCUAAUUUUAGAGCUUGGAGAGCACAGCGGGAUUAUAAACUAAAGAAAAGAAGUGCUAUCAAGAUACAAUCCCAUGUUAGGAAAGUAAUCGCAAAAAGACAAUUCCGUUCUCUCCGUCUUAGAACGGUUCAAGUCCAGAGGAUGUUUCGUCAAAGAAGCUUGAUGAGAGUGGAUAGAUCCAAGUUUAUUCUCCACAAGAAGGCUGCAAUUUGUAUCCAGGUUCGAGGUUAUCUUGCUAGACGAAGAACAGAACUGCUAAGACGAGAACGAACUGUGAACUUGAGUGCACUGAGAAUACAAACAUGGUUCCGGAGACUGCUGGCGGUCAGGCAGUUAAACCUACGCAGAAAAGAGAAAAUUCAACUUGGCUCUGCUGUAAUUAUACAAACUAGGAUAAGAGGAUUUAUCGCUAGAAAAUUGUAUUUACAAAAGAAAAAUGCUGCGCUAACUUGUCAAAGUAAAUGGAGAGCUGUUCUUGUGGGAAGAAAAGAACGAUCCUUCUUUUUGCUUGAAAGACGGUCGGCGAGGACUUUGCAGGCUCAGUGGAGAAUGAUUCAAUGCAGGAGGAGAUUCGAACUAAUGCGGAGAAACAUCAUCUUCUGCCAGUCCCGGGUUCGAGGAAAUCUUGAAAGAAAACAAUAUUUAAGAAAAAGGCAGGCAGCAGUGAGGAUACAGUCGUUCUAUCGUGCAUGGAGAUUAGGACAGGAAGCACUACUCAGCUACAAUAUCGCAAGAACCUCUGCUAUUAAAAUACAAGCCUGGAGCAGAAUGGUUUCCGUUAGGAACCAAUUCCUUGGAAGAAAAAGAGCCGCGAUGAGAUUACAAUCUUGGUUCCGAGGACUCAGCGCUAAGUUGAACUACUCCAUGAUAAAGCACUCCACCACUGUUCUACAGCUGAGAUGGAGAGCUGUACUUGCAGGUCGGGCUGAACGAGAUCAAUAUUUAAGGGUUAAAAACGCGGCUGUACUUAUUCAGAGUGUUUGGAGAGGACAUGUUUGCAAAUGGGAGUUUGCUAGGCAGAAAGAAAGUAUUUUGAUCUUGCAGAAGUACACAAGAGGUUUUCUAGCUCGAAGAUACACCAAGAGAAAGCGCGCAGCUUUAGAUACAAUUCAGAAAACUCUCCGAAGUUACCGAGCCAUGAAGAGAGAGAGGUCAGAGUUUAUUCUGAAGCGUGAUUCUAUAGUAAACUUGCAGCGAAUUGGUCGCGGAUUUUUAGCCCGCCAGGAAUUCAAGAAAAUCCGCGAAGAUGCUGAAUACAGAGAACAGCUGAAACUUGAAUAUGAGCGAAAAGAAGAGGAAAGGAGACAAAAUUCUGCAACAGUUAUAGUACGCAUUUUCCGUCGGUUUGUCAUCAGAAGACGACUUUUAAAGCGCGUGAGUGCCGUAACGGUAAUACAAAAAUACUGGCGGGGCUACAGGAGUAGGAUGGUUUUGAAGGAGAAAUGGGUUGAACUGACUAAACAGUUGGUAGUGAUCCGGGAACGAUUAGACAAAGCGACCGCUACGGCCGAACCGAAAGACAGACUAGGAGCAAGAACUUCCUCUGCCAUAGAUUUCCUCUUCUCGAUCAGAGAUGUAGCUGAGCUGAUCUGUGCGGUUAAAACUCUGGAUAUUGCGACAAGACUCUCCGAGGACUGUUGUAAAAAACUCUCUCAGGGUGAGAACAAACCUCUGGCGCAGCUGAUGAACUUGAUUAACAGAAUGAACAGAUCAGUCCCGCAUAUGGAGGUUGUAACUAUCUCUCUGGACGUCCUCAUCAAUAUUGCCCGGGUUGAAUCAUGCAAAGAUUUCGUGUGUUCCAUCCCGAACCUGAUCCCGGACUUGUUCCAGAUAAUGGUUGUGUUCAGGGACUCCGGGGGGAGUAUUUUCAGUAAAAUAUGCGCUCUUCUUCAGAUCCUAUCCAAGAACUCUCAGACUAAAGCUGAACUGAUAAAACCUGUGAAUAUGCGGAAACUACAAGAUCAUCAAACCAGGAUCAGUACUAAGCAGAAACUCAAGGAGCAGAACCAGAAGAGGAGAAGUUUCAACCCUGGAGCAAUGCCUCCGCCCAUGCAGCAACGACGACCUAGUGCAUCUCUAAACAUUUCGGUCAACCCUAACCUUACAACCAAGGUUGAAGGGAAAAAGAGAAAAGGAAGUUCAAGCCUUGCUUCAGGUCCCCCUUGGUACCCGGAGAUAAGACCAAGGUUCCAUGACGAUCCCAACACGGCCGUCUCAGCGCUUAUUUGCGUGCUGGAGCUAAAAUAAAUAUUUUAUGAUUUGA